AUGUCCAUGAACGUAUCUGACUGCACGCACAUCCGGGAUGGCUUCCCUCGUCCAUUCCCGGAUACACCCACCAAUGUAUUACAACAGUUCCAGAUGAAGGGGAAGGUGGUUGUUAUCACUGGCGGGGCGGAUGGGAUCGGUCUGGCUGUUGCGGAGGCGAUGGCUGAGGCAAAUGCGUCGGUUGCGCUGUGGUAUAAUUCAAAUGAUGCUGCUAUCAAGAGGGCGGAGGAGUUGGCGAAGACUCAUGGGAUUAAGGCUGUUGCGUACAAGGUUGAUAGAAUGGCCAUCUCGAAACCAAUUUUAGAACAAACGCUCGAUGAGUACAGGAAGCAGAUGUCUGUUAAUGUGGAUGGCGUAGUCGCCUGCGCCAAAUAUGCCGGCGAGGUAUUCAAGCGCCAGGGCUCCGGCAACCUGAUUAUUACAUCGAGUAUGAGCGCGCAUAUCGUUAAUGUACCCACGGACCAGCCCGUGUAUAAUGGAUCCAAGGCUUUUGUUACCCACUUCGGCAAGUCGCUUGCUCGGGAAUGGAGGGACUUUGCUCGGGUCAACAUUGUCUCUCCGGGAUUCUUCGAUACGAAGAUGGGGGCUAGCCCGCUUGCCGUCAAUGAGGCAUAUCGUAUGGCUGUGCUUGGAAGACAGGGCCAUGUCAAAGAAAUUAAGGGCCUGUAUCUUUACCUUGCUAGUGAUGCUUCUACCUACACGACGGGUAGUGAUGUUUUGAUUGAUGGGGGUUAUGUUUUGCCUUGAAUAUAGAUCAUGUUUCGUGGCAAUCGAUGCCAUCCUUAUAUUAGAAUAUGGAAUUUAUGUCGUCUUUUGGCACCUGAAGAACUGGAUAUGUGAACAGGCUUAUUCUUGGGGUGUAUUUCCUUCUCUAUGCGGUGGGGUAGCGAGGGAGUAUUUAUGGAAGCAUUAUCACCGGCUGAGGUCAUUGUCAAAGUGUCGAUCGCAAGUUAUCCAGUUUUGUAGAGCAUUAUUGAAUAAGAGAAUAAAGG
This is a messenger RNA of Aspergillus alliaceus, 992 nucleotides long. RefSeq lists its product as uncharacterized. The transcript has 4 exons. Bases 1 to 747 code for a protein of 248 amino acids. NCBI's taxonomy places the organism in Eukaryota, Fungi, Ascomycota, Eurotiomycetes, Eurotiales, Aspergillaceae. The record is from RefSeq and is a predicted model, not a curated record. Gene Ontology annotation, molecular function: oxidoreductase activity, acting on NAD(P)H, oxygen as acceptor. Gene Ontology annotation, cellular component: intracellular anatomical structure.